Messenger RNA from Electrophorus electricus (electric eel), 1034 nucleotides. RefSeq names its product proteasome 20S subunit alpha 3 (gene psma3). Gene Ontology annotation, biological process: ubiquitin-dependent protein catabolic process. Gene Ontology annotation, cellular component: proteasome core complex; proteasome core complex, alpha-subunit complex. The record is from RefSeq and is a predicted model, not a curated record. Lineage: Eukaryota; Metazoa; Chordata; Actinopteri; Gymnotiformes; Gymnotidae.
UCUUAUUGCGAACUGAAAGGAGCGUAGAAAUAUUCUGCUAAAGUUAGCCAAUGCUGUAGUUAGGCAACCAGUUUUCGCUAUUUACACUCUCUCACUGUAAUAUAAAAUGAGCUCUAUCGGGACCGGGUAUGAUUUAUCUGCUUCCACUUUUUCGCCGGAUGGCAGGGUAUUUCAAGUUGAAUACGCCAUGAAAGCAGUAGAAAACAGCAGCACAGCGAUUGGAAUCCGCUGCAAAGACGGAGUGGUGUUUGGAGUAGAAAAAUUAGUCCUGUCCAAACUGUAUGAGGAAGGUUCCAACAAGCGCAUCUUCAACAUUGAUCGGCAUGUUGGAAUGGCUGUGGCAGGGCUAUUGGCUGAUGCCAGAUCUCUCUCAGAGGUGGCCAGGGAGGAGGCCUCCAACUUCCGCUCCAAUUAUGGGCAUGACAUCCCUCUUAAGCAUUUGGCAGACAGAGUUGCAAUGUAUGUUCACGCUUACACAUUAUACAGUGCUGUACGCCCUUUUGGCUGCAGUUUCAUCCUUGGAUCUUAUGAUGACGAUGAUGGCCCUCAGCUCUACAUGGUAGAUCCAUCAGGGAUUUCAUAUGGUUACUGGGGCUGUGCCAUUGGAAAAGCAAAGCAGGCUGCAAAAACAGAAAUUGAGAAACUUCAGAUGAAAGAAAUGACAUGCAGAGAGCUGGUAAAGGAGGUUGCAAAAAUCAUCUACAUUGUACAUGAUGAGGUGAAAGACAAAACCUUCGAGUUGGAGCUUAGCUGGGUUGGAGAAGUCACAAAAGGGAGACAUGAGCUUGUCCCUAAGGACAUCAAAGAAGAGGCUGAGAAAUAUGCUAAAGAAUCGUUGGAAGAGGAGGAUGACUCGGAUGAGGACAACAUGUAGACCGCAUUCUCACCCGUUUUUCCAUGUACCCAGAUAGCUCAAACUUCAUAUCUCGUAAAGUUGUUUUUAAUGUUUUCUGGUCACUGAACCAAUCAAGGUCCUUGUUUGUUUUUUUUGAGUGUAAAAACAAAAUAAUAAAAAUAAAAAGAAUUAAUUUGCC